Seminavis robusta is the source of this 2064-nucleotide messenger RNA. NCBI's taxonomy places the organism in Eukaryota, Bacillariophyta, Bacillariophyceae, Naviculales, Naviculaceae. The record is from the annotation of a GenBank genome assembly.
AUGAGCUUGCUUUCAUUAAAAUUGGGGAUACGGAAGUCCUGUAGUGGAACCUGUUCCCCAUCAGCUUCCCCAUGCCAUGACAAACAACAAGAGCUCCCCAUAUCGUUGCUAUCAUUCUCAACAGUCGAAAUAGCAUCUCUUGCAAUCAAUCAAUCUAUCAAUCAAUCAAGUAACCUAUCAGUCGAUCUGUCUACAAAAUGGCUUCUGCAUUGGCCAUUGGCCUUACGAUAGGUUUUUCUAUUCUGUUGUUGGCGGGAAUCUUGAUACCCGUGUUUCUAUUUUUGGUCUUUGAUGUUCUGGACAAGGAGACUUGGCAUCCAAUCAAUGGGUCGAUUGAAUCUCCCGUGGGUGGAAAAGUGAGCAGUAUCAAAGGCACUGGCGGUGUGGCUUCCAUGGACAUUAAUACGGAUGGAACUCGCUUUAUAGAGACCAUGUUCUAUACAGAGAAUACCCCCGAGGACAACAACAAUCUCAUGAACACCACUGUGUGGCAGAUUGUCAAGGUAGGAGGAAACGACAGCAGCUCCAGUCUCUACGAAUAUCAACCAGUCGGAAACAUACUGCCAGGAAUUUGGUCCAUUGAUGAUGAUGGUAUCAAUGGAAGUUUGCUGCAGUCUUCCAGCAUCAGUGGACAUGGCACCGUUGUGGCGAUUGGAUCGCCCAAUGGGGAUCGAUUCUCCCCUUCCUAUCGUUUUGGACACGUACAAGUCUAUCGAUUGGGACAACAACAGGAUAACACGAAACGCUGGAUGCCCCUGGGAAGCGUGCUUCUGGCAGCGCGAGAUUUUGCCGACUUGCCCUACUUGGGGACGGCCGAAUUCGGACGUUCGACGUCCCUGAGCUUUGACGGAACACGGAUGGCUGUGGGUGUCACGGAAGUCAAUCGUUUUGAUGUCAGUCUUUCGGGGCCGCCCUUUUGGAAUGUCACGGAAGAAACACCAGUUGCGACCUUUAGUUAUGUGCAAGUGUUACAGUAUGGAUCGUCCAGUGAUGAUGACAACGACAACAAUUCCACAACCACCACUCCCAGCAACAAGUGGACCCCGCUGGGAGAUAUCAUCAAUGGAACCUGCAUCUACGCGUUGGAUGAUGGAUGUUUCCCCUGUGCCAGCGAGGAUGGAAGGUUUGGUGAAAGUACAUUUGGUCAGACUGUCUCCCUCAACCCGGACGGCACUCGUGUGGCCGUGGGAGCCCCACAGCAUACCCAUCAUUGUGACGAACGAGCCAUUGGAUUUGUUCGCGUCUUUGAAUUGCUGGACGAUAACUCUUGGAAUCAAGUGGGCAAUGACAUUGUGGUACCCGAAUUGAUGCAAUUCGACAAGGCAUUGGUGACACGAGAUUUUGGACGCAGCAUUAGCUUGUCGGGAAACGGACAACUGGUGGCCAUUGGCAGCAAUGCCGGUGCCGUUGUCAUGGGACUGCAACAGGAACAGGGCGAAUGGACCCGUGUGGGUGGAAUCUUGAAUUGGAGCAAUGAAACGUUCAGUCACAAUCGAUACACCACAGUGUCGUUGUCCACGGAUGGCAGCCGUGUGGCGGUUGGAGGACAGUUUGGCAAUAAAGGCAAAGGAGCAGCAAUUGUCUACCGAUGGAAUGCCGAGAGCAAUCAUUGGGAAUUCGAUGGUCUCCCUAUCUACUAUGAUGACAGCUACUUUGGACGCGUCAUGCGUUUGUCUGGCAAUGAUGCCAGACUCUGUGUGGCCAAUGAAUGGUGGAGCUGGGUCUUUAACUCGCCAACCAGUGGCGCCAAGGCACAACACCCUCUAGCAUUGAGUUUUGUUGUGGGACUCGUGCUGUUCGUACUUGUGUGAACUGCAAGCUUUGGUAUUGUGGCAGCCGCUCUGUCUGUGGACCUGUGGAUACCGGUAGCGUGAUUCGGUACGGUCAUCGGCUCGACUGGUGUUGUCAUGGAGUGGAGUGGAUCUCUCACGGGGAUGGUGGUUGUGAAAGCCAGCAUUCUCCCACGAGAAUUUCGUAUUCUAUGAUGGCUGGAUGAUCAAGUCUGUCUCGUGUGAUAAAUAGGUGCCUAAUGUUACAUUGGUUCUAAAAGUUGGUUUGAUUCUG